This is a messenger RNA of Carica papaya (papaya), 566 nucleotides long. RefSeq lists its product as uncharacterized. The record is from RefSeq and is a predicted model, not a curated record. NCBI's taxonomy places the organism in Eukaryota, Viridiplantae, Streptophyta, Magnoliopsida, Brassicales, Caricaceae.
UGUUUUAAAAGCUUCGAUUCCGCCUCUGGUUUUUCAUUUUUCUUGUCACCUCCCCACCUCCUUAUAUAUAUAUAUAUAUAUACAACCAGACUCCCGAUUUCUCCACCAUCGUCAAACUACAGUCCAAAUUAAAGCACAAAAACCCUUCAAAUCUCUCUUUUAUUCUCCUCAAUUCCUGCUUAAAAAUUCCAAAAGAUACAGAAAAUACUCACCGAAAAAUCAGAUCAUGAGCGGUGCGAUGAGAGCCUGGGCUGUGGCCGCUACCAUCGGCGCGGUGGAGGCGCUGAAGGAUCAAGGGAUUUGUAGAUGGAAUUAUACGAUUAGGUCUCUGCAUCAACACGCCAAGAACAAUGUUGUUAGGUCGUUUACUCAGGUAACCACGUUUUCUUCUUCUUCUUCUUCGUCGGAGAAUUUGUCUGAUGUGAUCAGCAAUCAGACUGCGAAGAACAGAUCGGAGGCGUCGAUGGAGAAAGUUAUGCAUUUGAGUUGCUGGGGUCCCAGUACUGUUAGAUUUUGAUGUAAACGCAGCUUAAUUUUUGAGUAUCAAUCACGUUAUUUUUAUUACA